Sphenostylis stenocarpa is the source of this 294-nucleotide messenger RNA. The record is from the annotation of a GenBank genome assembly. NCBI's taxonomy places the organism in Eukaryota, Viridiplantae, Streptophyta, Magnoliopsida, Fabales, Fabaceae.
AUGAUAGUCUCAAGAGAUGAGGAAGAGAUACAAGAUCUAAACUACUUGACCAAGUUCAUAACAUCGGAGCUCAAUGAGGGAGUGGACAAAGAAGAGGCUUUAGAUUUUUGGAAUGUAUUCGAACCCAACAAAAUUGGACUUAUAAGGAAGUUAAGCCCAACCACCCCGGAGGCUAAAUUGGUCCGGCCCACCACCUACACUCAAACAAAUAAAGUACAAUCUCGACCAUUUCAUUGCCGCUCAGACUCAAAUUCAAAUCCGGACCACGACGACCACCGCUACCGCCGCCGCUGA